AAAAGAAAAGAAAAAAACCCAUUCCUGAUAAUAAAUGUCUCUGAACCCGGUUUCACGCACUCGUGUGGUCGUUAAUGGCGUCCGGAGAAUGAGAACUUAUCAUUACUACUGGUGCAGGCGGUGCCGGAGAUCAAUCAGGACCGUUUCGUCAAACCCGGCCGGAAUAUUAUGCCCAGAUUGUUUCGGAGAAAUCAGGUACGAGCUUGAUGUUUCCAGGCCGAGGAUCGUGUUGGGUUCCAGAACCAGGCAGGAGGAGCCCUGGGCAGGAGCGCGAUUUCUUGACGCAUUGGCUAGAAUGCUGGAUCCCCCACUCACCCAAGAAAAUCUCCAAAACGAAGAUGAAAAUCUGCAGCUUCAUCGUUCUCGGAUUCUCUUGCAGUUUAUCGGUCCUGAGCAGAACUAUCAGCCUGAGCCGCCCCGCCCUGUUUCUCCAAAUGAAAAUGCCCUGUUUUACUUGCCUGGUAACAUGGGUGCUGGGUCUGAGGAGAAUGGGAUUGAAGGGCUAAUUCAAGAACUGACUCAGAAUGACCGGCCAGGGCCGCCACCGGCCCCGGCCUCGGCCAUUGAGUCUCUUCCGAGAGUGGCGAUCACCGAAGCUCAUUUGGCCGGCGACUCGACUUGCCCUGUCUGCAAAGAUGAGUUUGAGAUUGGAGAGGAAGUGAGAGAGCUUCCCUGCAAGCAUUUCUACCAUUCAGCCUGCAUUAUCCCAUGGCUGCACAUCCACAACACUUGCCCCGUUUGUCGGUGUGAGCUGCGAGGUUGCUCAGAUCAAAAUGUAGGAGAAAACAGCCAUGCUAGUAACCAUUUUCACUAUGAAGAUGAAGAAGAAGAUGAAGUGAACAACCCGCUUAUCUGGGCAUUGACUCAGGUUUUAUCUUUAUGGCCUUUCAGUCUGCUAUCAAAUUGGAUGAACCAAUUCACCAGUCCUCUUGAAAAUAGAGCUUCAGCUUCCUCUGGAGGUCAUGAGAGAUUGUGGUGGAGGUCUUGGUUCAGAGAUUGACCAUGGCUGCACCAUAGGCUUAUUAUCUUACAGAAACACAUGAUAGGGUAGCUUUUAUCAUUCAUGGUUCAGUUGGCAGGUAUGUUUGUUUGUAUUCAACUAUCUCAUGGACAGAAACUGAUUUGGAAAUGGAAUUUAAGAGUAGGAGUUAUCAGGUAUGUACUUUCUUGUCCACAUUACUCAGCUGCAAAUGACCCUUCUUUGCUUUGCCCACAAAAGGCGAAAUCCUUGUCCCGGAGCCCCACACCUCAGCCCGACAGAAUUGUGGAAGAAUGCCCCUUCUUGGCUUCUUUGCCUUUGUUUAUGAUGAAUAUGUGCUAAUGCAGGAGGGAUAGGAGAUGAAUAAACUUUAUGGAUAACUAUUUAGCAGUAAAAGUUAAAAUAAUUAACUUCAACACUAGGCACUAGUCCUCACUACUCACGCCUAAUGGGUCGAGUCAGUGUGAUUUACCCCUCCCCUAUCCCGUCGGGGCCGGGGUGUGGCCUUUUGUGGGAAUAUAAUUAACUUGGACAAUAGAUUUAUGUUAUGUUUGUAGUUAAAUGCAAAUUGGAAGCCUUAAAGACAUUCUUAGGUCAUAUCACUCAUACUAAGCUAACAAAAUUUUGGUAGGUUUAUUUGUUGCAGGUUUCAUAACAUGAGAUGGUUGGAGAGAACAGACAUAGUUUCAGAAAAGGGCAAGUCUUUUAUGGGUGCAGAGAAGAAAGAAGAACAUGAGAGAGAGACCAAGUGAUUCUUACAGAUUUGGAGGAUAGACAUAACAAUUUCAGCUAAUAAAAUUGCAGUUUGAGCAGAAUAACUUUACCAACCACAGUAAUAAUAUGCAGAUUUUAUGCAACUCAAGUUGCAGAAAUAGUUACAUCAAGCAUUGCAGCUAAAGGCGCCAGCAGAGUUCUCCUCAAAGCUCGAUUUUGAAUUAGUUGGAGUUUAAUGUGAUCACCAGAUAUUCAGAAAGUAUACCCAAAGAAAAAUGUUCAAUCAAGUAUGGCCCAACAUCAAGGUCACAGUCUGGACUACUAAAAAGUUCAAAAGAGUUCAAAGAUGUCUAAACCUACUAACCAAAAACACCAAAACUCAGAAAACAUGGAGAGCAAGAGGCAUGGAAAGCAAGACCAGUAGACUACUCUUAAAUCGUUUCACAUUGAAUGCUACCUAACAUAAAGUGUAAUCUGUGCUUCUAGUUUCACAUUGAAUGCUACCUAACAUAAAAUGCAAUCUGUGCUUCUGUAACUCUGUUUUCAUUGAUGAACUUAACUAUUUGCAAAUAAUAUGGUCAACAUUCAAGUUACUCCACACCCGCAAAGACUAAGAAAGGAAUGCAUUACACAUUUGGCACUGUGUAGUAGAG
This is a messenger RNA of Ipomoea triloba (trilobed morning glory), 2346 nucleotides long. RefSeq names its product probable E3 ubiquitin-protein ligase RHC1A. The record is from RefSeq and is a predicted model, not a curated record. The transcript has 4 exons. Gene Ontology annotation, biological process: protein ubiquitination. The coding region runs from base 35 to 1000 and encodes 321 amino acids. Gene Ontology annotation, cellular component: cytoplasm. Lineage: Eukaryota; Viridiplantae; Streptophyta; Magnoliopsida; Solanales; Convolvulaceae. Gene Ontology annotation, molecular function: ubiquitin protein ligase activity.